Molecule: messenger RNA, 563 nt
Organism: Vanessa tameamea
Lineage: Eukaryota; Metazoa; Arthropoda; Insecta; Lepidoptera; Nymphalidae
Product: U-scoloptoxin(01)-Cw1a-like
Exons: 5
Coding region: 99-509 (136 amino acids)
Cellular component (GO): extracellular region
Molecular function (GO): chitin binding
Source: RefSeq, a predicted model, not a curated record
UCCUAACAAAUAGCAUUGUUGAUUCAGUUCAGUGUGAACUUUUGUGCUGGGUGCACGUUUUGUUCUUUGCCUAGAUUUGGUACCAAGUAACUUCAGCAAUGUCGGAAAUGAGAAUAUGUGGUUUGAAGCUGGGUUCUGUGGGAAUACUAGCUGUACUUCUCUACUUGAUUGAUACAUCAAGAGCUGCUCUCGAUGGCUACAUCGCUGGACAAGACUACCCGGACUUCGAAGAGGUGCCAAAGGGCUUGUCAUUCACCUGUAACGACAAGAUACCUGGGUAUUACGCGGAUACGGAAACUAUGUGUCAAGUCUGGCAUUGGUGUGUGCCCGGUCUGGGAGGCAACAUGAUGUACUCAUUCCUCUGCGCUCCAGGAACAGUGUUCAAUCAGCAGUCCAGGGUCUGUGAUUGGUUUUUCAAGGUUGAUUGUCCUAACGCGCCAGCUUACUAUGGGGUUAACGAGGAUCUCUACAAAGACGAAGCUGGCAAUUAUAUUGCAGGAAAAAAGUAAACCAAAUUUAAGUUAUAAUUAGUAUGUACUUCUAUUACAAAGAAAUUUAAAAUA